CCGGUAGAGACCUGUGCAACAGAGCAUACCUCUCCCUCCUGCCAGGAGACCUCGACACGGUGGAUCAGGACCAUCAGGACAGUGCUACAGUGACAGGAGGACAUGACAAUUAUAACAUUCGCUUGACUUGUCCCAUAGGUCGUCGGUAGUAUAGGGACGUACUGUCUGUCAUUUAUAUAUUCGGACGUGUUGACGCUUGUCUGUGCUCGCGAUGUAUUUCAGACAUGGUAACAAAUGUAAACGUGCUUAAUGCUAAGUUUUGCCAGAGAUAUAACUUGGUCCUUAGGUUCUAAAGUUGAAAGAUGUGAUCUCAGGUUGUGAUUUGUUAAUUAGUGCUGCAAGUUUUCGCUGUGUAAGCCUCUUCUUUGUACCACGUUAAACAAAAGCAACACAGUCAAUAUUUCAAGAAGGAACUGAAGCAAUGCUGUUUUGAAACACUGUGUAGUGUGACAACUGCCUUGCAGCGCCAGCGUUUACACUCUCUGUGCUUGAGAUUAUAGAGCGACAGUGUGUGUUCUACGAAGGUCGCUAUCAACUCAGGGAAGGGGGCAGCAGCGGUUGAACUGUUCUUACGACGGCGGGCAAACGUUGGCGGCAGUUGCAGUGAAGAUGAGGUUAUAUUCGCGAUUCGUGGAUUUGUUUCAGACGUACUACUGGGCUGAAUGAAACUAAAAAUGUUGUUUUUACGUGUCAUCAGACUUUCUGACAUGCUUAUGACUCAUUCUAUAGCUAAGUGUUGACGUGGUAAUAUUAUAUUAUGAUAGAGAUAUUUUGCUACGUACGCGAUGUGGCGACAGACACUCUGAGUUUCGUGUAUCAUGCAGUAGUUUAUGUCUUGCGUGGAUGCUAAUGAAGUCACUGAAAUUGUGUGGUGAUUAAAUAUUGACAGUUCAGAUUUCAAACUGCGUUGUUGUGACAAGAGUGUGAACACAGUGGAAUGGGCCAGAGAAUGUGACAUUAUCGUAACUUUAUUAGUGAAUACUGGACUGCAUUUGUGAUUUGCUUCCUAGGAACUAGGAACAAUAGCAAUUUUCCACUGCAACAGUUCUCUGACUACACCUUCAUAACACUGAAUUUGAUUGACGGCACAAAAGGGGAAGGACGGAAAGCCUGACAGACACCAUUCAGACGAGCAGACUUCCCUCCCCCCAUCAACUCCUGCGAGGCUCAUCGUCUCAGAAACCAACAAGGUUAGAUUUCUUCUGACCACACAAGAUGCUGUUUUGGGGACUCGUGCUUCAUCUGUUCCUGCUGUUUAACCCAUCUGCCGCUAGAAUCGGAUACUUCUGGCACAUAACGGAUAUCCAUUAUAACGUUCACUACUCGACAUCAGGAGACACCCGAAAAUUCUGCCGGCGUACGGAGAACAAGCUUGGAGGCGGCGGGGUGGGCAACAGCAGGCCCGCGGGCCGCUACGGCGACUACAACUGUGACUCGCCGUGGCCCCUCGUUGAGUCCGCAGCCAAGGCGAUGAAAAGCAAACAUGGCGACAAUAUCGAGUUUGUGUUGUGGACGGGGGACGGCGUGGCGCACUCACCCGGCGUCUCGGGGGAACACCAGCUGGAGGUUCUGCAGAACCUCACACACCUCCUGCGGCACACGUUCCGCAGUCAGUUCGUGUUUCCGGUGCUAGGACACGACGACCCGAACCCAGGACUUCAUUUCGGUCAAGGCUACAAGGACGUGGCCACCCUAUGGCGACAUUGGCUCCCCACGGAGGCCAUCCAGACCUUCAACAAGGGGGGCUACUACACGAUUGAGCAGAAGGUGCAGAAACUCCGCCUUGUGAUGCUCAACACGAACCUGUGCUCCGACAUCGUGGGUAACGAGGAGGACCCGGCGGGCCAAUGGGCCUGGCUCGACGACACGUUGCAAAAGUCGCAGGGCAACAGGGAGACCGUAUAUUUGGUUGGGCAUAUGCCUCCAGGGGUUGACGAACGACAGAACGGUGGUAUAUCACCUUACCACGACGUCUUCCAGGAGAGGUUCAACCAGAGAUACCUCAAGCUUGUCCGGAAAUAUUCAGACAUAAUCGUGGGUCAGUUCUUCGGACACCUGCACUCAGACUCCUUCCGCAUCGUCUACAGCGACACUGGUCACCCGGUAUCGUGGAUUUUCAUCGCCCCUGCUGUUUCGCCCAAGAGGACUCCAAGUGGUGCCAACAAUCCAGGGUUGCGACUUUAUAAGUUUGACACAGACACUGGCCAGGUGCUGGACUACAGGCAGUAUUAUCUGGACCUCAAUGCAGCCAACCUGCGGAAUGCAGCAGAGUGGCUGCCAGAGUACAACCUCACUGAUUAUUAUGGCUUGAAUGAGGUGUCAGCUUCUGAGCUGCAUAAUCUGGUGGAGAGCUUUGGAGUGCAGGAAGGAUCAGCACUUUUUUCCAGAUAUUACCGAGCCAAUUCUGUGAAAUUUUAUCACAGCACAGAAGGAUGUGAUGCCAGCUGUGCACAUACACAUUAUUGUGCCAUCACUAGGCUUGACUACCCAGAGUUCCACAGUUGCCUAGAAACUGCAGCCAGUGCCCUUGCGUCUGCAGGGGUGAUUGCACUUGGUAUCCACUGGAGCCUCCUGAUUCUGCCGCUUGUGGUACUGGGGCAUGCUUCGGCUCAGUCAGUCCUGAUGCCAUCUGUUGGAGCUCUGAAUUACUCUUGAUAACACACUUGUCCAAAAGUCCUAGAGAUAUGCCAGGUGAAGUUGUUGAGGCACAUUUUUUAAUAAUAAUAAUAACAGUAACAAUAACAAGAACAAACAAAAUUAUGAAUAAAAGUGCAGGAACCAGUACUGCUGGUGUCAGUCCAUGAAAACAAUAAAAUAAGUUCCUCUUGGAAUUAUGUGUCUAACAUUGACAGCAGGGCCAGUAUCAUCAAAAUAAAGAUUUCUGUACUUGACUGUCAUACUCACCAGCAGUUCUUGUAAACACCGAGAUGAGAAAAGAAGUAUCCAAUAUUAUCACAAGAGCCAUUCUAUUAAGAGUGUCCCUGCUUCAUGAGGUUCCAUCUCUGGAAUGGAAUAGGGGCAGAGUUUUACUUGUCAGUGUAACCUAGCUCACUGUUCCUGUAACAUUAUGUUACAAUUUUAAUCAUCACUGAUCUUGCACAAAAUGAUACAACAACUUUAAUCAGCAACAACUCCAAAUUUGGCAAUCGCAAAUAUAGGUUUAUUUGUGGUUUGUCCAAAAGACUGACUCUAGAAACCAAUCAGAUAUAAAAUAAAAAUUCUUCUCACCUUGAACCAACUAUGAAUCUGGACGGUUAUAAAAAUUUUAUAUGGAACACAUCUGUAACUAUGAUGAAUGAUUCGUAUUUAGUGAUUUGCCUUAUUUUCAAGCCAUUAUUUAAGUCCUUUUUUUAUGUAGGCUUUUUUACAGUGCAGAAAGUUAUACCAUGACUUUGCUAUCUGGUGCCUUUAAGGCAAAUGUUUGAAUGCACUCAGAUGUUUUAUACUAAAAUGUGAAGUGCAGUGAAUGCCCUGAGAAAAUGCAGAAUUUAAUAUUCCCAUGCAAUGAGAUGGGUAAAUUAUUUUUUAUUUGCGAUAUCUGUAAUAGCAUGUUCAUGGAUUUAAGUUCACAUAAUUCUCUUCUCAUCCUGUCCUGUCAGAUGCAUGUGACUGUUCAAAAUUUGCUUCUUGACGUUAUGUUUCCUGCAAAGUUGGAUACAGUAAGUGUCAAAUUAUAGCGAAGGAAAACUGACUUAUGACUCCAUGACUGGGCUGCUAUUUUCAGUGUAAUAUAUAUUUUUGUAUAAAAAGUAUGUUUAUCUGAUACAUUUUUGAAGCCUGAGCUGUAAAUACAUUUUCCACUAUCGUGAUGAUUGCAAGUUUUAUUUGCAUUGUCUGCAUUCACUCAUUUACUCAUAAAGAGACUCUAAAUUUGGCCGUGAAUGUUUUUCAUUAUAUAGUAUCCAUGUCUCAUAACAACAGAUGCUGUUGUGUGUUUAAAUUCUGGUAGGUGUUCAUGGAAGUCCAGAAUAUGUAUACAAUUAUGUUCACCCCUAGCUUGAACUACUAUGCUUUCCAGCUUGCAGCAUUACCAGUAUAAUCAGUUGCUCCUGGCUACAAACAGUUCAUAAAAGUCACACCAGAGGGGUCUAUUUAAAGCUGCUGUUCUGCUGCUCUCUGUCGAUCGUCUUGUGAACUAUAUUAAUGUCUUGACUUCAUAUAGUUGUUUCAAAUACAGGAGCACUGCAAGUCAUCUGGAGGACAAAUGUGGCCAGGUCGUUGUUUGAGAAAUAUAAAUAUUUGCAGUGGAGACUUGUGGUGACCGAACUCAUGGCCUCUAGCCCAACUAUGUUAUUAUAUUAAAUAGUAUAUUAAACAAUUCUAUGGAGAUGUUCAGUGUCUGUUCAAUACCAAUAAAGUGAUUUUAUUCUAACAGCAGCUUUCAGUUCACAGUGUCUGCAUCACAUUGCCUUCUCUCAUUCUUUUACCCAAGUGACAUCCAAUCUAUUAUCAGUUUAGGGAGUCUCUUUUAUAUAUGAAUCACAUUCACUGAUAAUUCAAGCAUUCAAAACUUCCCCACCUUCCUAAUUAUGGUCCUUUAUCUCUCUUGUAGAUGCUGACCAACCAUAGUUGCUUCUUUCACUGAAAAUUUAAGACAUAUUUCAGCACAUUUUGAUUAAUGUGCAGAAUGCUUUUAUCAUAUGACGCAUCAAGAUUUGUAUAAGUAGUUACUAUAG
This is a messenger RNA of Cryptotermes secundus, 4676 nucleotides long. RefSeq names its product acid sphingomyelinase-like phosphodiesterase 3a. The transcript is spliced from 11 exons. NCBI's taxonomy places the organism in Eukaryota, Metazoa, Arthropoda, Insecta, Blattodea, Kalotermitidae. The coding region runs from base 1216 to 2655 and encodes 479 amino acids. The record is from RefSeq and is a predicted model, not a curated record. Gene Ontology annotation, molecular function: hydrolase activity.